GCCGGCUCUUCUUUGGUUCAACUUUGCUGUGAAACGGGGCAUCCAAGGAGCUGCAUCCUCACAACCACUGAUGGCGCCUGUGGUGCCCAGGCUCCCCCAUUGCGGUGCUGUCCGCAUCCGCAUCUCCAGCUUGGAGCUGGGGACGACCAAGUGGAAAGAAGGCAGCUUUGAGAUACAUGAGAGGGAUAGCAAAGUCAACCUAUGCCUGAAGUUCAGCAGUGGGGGCGCCCCCAAAAUCUUUCAGCUAAAACAAAAUGUGAAGAAUGUGGUGCUGGGCCCAAUGCAGAGCAGGAUUCGGAUUGUGGUGUCUCUGAAGGACUCGAGUGUGGUCACCUUCGACAAGGUACCUGUCGCUGUGGCCCAGAAAAUGAAAGACUACCUGGAGAAACUGAAACAGGGUAAACAGACAGUUCUAAAGGCAACCCAGGGAAGUGUGAGUUUUGGCAGUGUCUUGGGGAAUCGAUCACUCAGGAAUGACCCCGGCCCACAUCUCUCUUCUGCAGAGAGACAGGCCACACCCAGGCGAGCCAGUUUGGACGGCAGAGAGGAGACCCCCCUGCGCAGGCCCCUGGGGAGCCCCAGUCGGGUCACAUCCACACCGGUCCGCGGCGGGCUCUCUGAGAACAGAAUUGAGAAAAGGAAGAGGCUAAUAGCCUCAGAGAGCGACCUGAGUGAGGACUACCCCAAGGAGAAUGACUCUUCCAGCAAUAACAAGGCCACCCUGGACCCAUCUCGGAAGUUUCUGCAGAGCUGCAAGGAGAAGCUGAGACAGUCAGAGGAGAACAGAAGCUCAGGUCCGGCUCCACUGCAGCCAUCGUCCUUCUACAGCAGCCGGUCAGUGACAAAGGACUCACAUGGACGCUCAUUCCUGGAUAGGCCAAGCAGUACAAUCCAGUCUCCCUCUUCUAAAAGGAGCCUGCUGUUCCCCAAUCACUCGACACCAUUCAAGAAGGUUCGGCCCAGCGGGGACUACAGUGGAUGGAGGCCCAGACCCUCCCUUCUGCCUCAGCCUCAGUCUGCUCUGCAGGGAUUCUCCAACCUGGGAAACACGUGCUACAUGAAUGCCAUUCUGCAGUCCCUGUUCAGCCUGCAGUCCUUCUCCAAUGACCUGCUGAAACAGGGCAUCCCCUGGAAGAAGGUCCCCACUAACGCCCUGCUCAGGCGCUUUGCCCACUUGCUGGCGAAGAAGGACAUUUGCGGCCCGGAGAUGAAGAAGGACCUGCUGAGGAGGGUGAAGAGCGCCAUCUCCUCCACAGCCGAGCGCUUCUCAGGGUACAUGCAGAAUGAUGCCCAUGAGUUCCUCAGCCAGUGUCUGGAUCAGCUGAAGGAGGAUGUGGAGAAGAUCAACAGGAGUUUGAAGAAUGAGCCCUGGGAGGAGCUGCAGGGGGCACGGCCAGGGGAGGACACCAACACCUCCCGAAUUUACACCUGCGCCGUGGGAGCCAAUAUGGAGUUUGAGGUGCAGCACACCAUCACUUGUAAAGGUUGUGGAGAGACUGUGACCAAGCGGGAGCAGUUUAAUGACCUGUCCAUUGACCUGCCCAGGAGGAAGAAGACACUUCCACUGAGAUCCAUACAGGACUCCCUGGAUCUGUUCUUCCGGAUGGAAGAGAUUGAAUAUUCCUGUGAGAAGUGCAGUGGGAAAUCAGCAACGGUAACACACAAGUUCAGUAAACUCCCCAGGGUGCUGAUCCUCCAUCUGAAACGGUACAGUUACAACGCCCAGCUGGCCCUCAACAGCAAGCUGGGUCAGCAGGUCCUCAUCCCCAGAUACCUCACUCUGUUGGCCCACUGCACUGACUCCACACGGCCCCCACUCAGUCUCGGCUGGAGUGCACACGCAGCCAUGUCACGAACGCUGAAGACUUCCCAGUCUGUAAACUCCUCGACACUCCUCACAUGCAAAGGCUCUCUCAAACCUGACAGCUCCAGCAGCAUUUUCCCAGACUCAGACAGCGAAGAGGAACUGACCAGGAGGACAGCAAACCUCAAGUGCAGGCCCAGUGACUGUCUGGGUGACGAAGAGAGAACAGACAAGGUGCCACGUGGCACAUCAGCCGAGUUUCUGGACUACAGCGGGGUCAGUGAUGACGAGAUGCUUGCAGCAGCACUGGAAAUGAGCCCUGAGGAUGAUCCCGCGGGCAGCCCUGACACCGGAUACGGCGACGGAGAUGCACCAGACUUGAGUCGUCACACCCAUCCCAUGGAUGCAGACACAACCUCUACAGGUGUGACGGACUGUCUGAACAGGACCAAGGACCUGGAUGAGAACAAGGAGAACCAGACCCCUGAGGGGGUGCAGGGGGAGCUGGACUGGCUGCAGCAGUGCAGUUUGGAGCAGGAGAGGGAGGAGCAGGAGCUGCAGCAAGCCCUGGCCCAGAGCCUGCAGGAGCAUGAAGCUCGUGAAAUGAAAGAGGACGAUGACCUUAAAAGGGCCACAGAGCUCAGCUUGCAAGAGUUCAACAGCUCUUUAGCAGAGCUCCACUGUUCUGAUGAGGACUCAGGGAAUGAGGAUGUCUUUGACAUGGAGUACAGUGAGACUGAGGCUGAAGAGCUGAAGAGAAAUGCUGAGACUGGAGAGAUGGCCAAUUCAUUCAGACUCAUCAGUGUGGUCAGCCACAUUGGCAGCAGUUCAUCCUCAGGGCACUAUAUCAGUGACGUCUACGACAUGAAGAAGCAGUCGUGGCUGACCUACAACGACCUGGAUGUGUCACGCACGCAGGAGUCGGCCGUGCAGAGAGACCGGGACAGGAGCGGGUACAUAUUCUUCUACAUGCACAAAGACGUGUUUGAGGAGCUGUCAGAGCUGGAGAGGGCGGGUCCUGCAGCCACUCUGGGGAGCAUGGCCACUUCAUGAGUGAACCGUUCUCACGCGGACGACGGUUGACUGGAUCUCUGUGAUGAACGGAUGCACCUGGACUCAAAGCCACAGCAUUUCCAGUACUACUGAUCACUUGUCCACCUUCCUUUGUGUUACGCACUUUUUUUCAGAAAAACACAGGUAACACUUGGUCAUAGCUGGUUUACCUUCAACCUUGCUCCUGAUUCUCUCCCAGGCCCUAGAGAAAGGCAACACACAUAUUUUAUUUGUUUGACAGUGCAUUUUUAAAAUGUUAAUGUUUAU
Megalops cyprinoides (Indo-Pacific tarpon) is the source of this 3124-nucleotide messenger RNA. Its product is annotated as ubiquitin carboxyl-terminal hydrolase 37-like. The transcript is spliced from 23 exons. The coding region runs from base 71 to 2857 and encodes 928 amino acids. Gene Ontology annotation, biological process: protein deubiquitination; G1/S transition of mitotic cell cycle. The record is from RefSeq and is a predicted model, not a curated record. Gene Ontology annotation, cellular component: cytosol; nucleus. Gene Ontology annotation, molecular function: cysteine-type endopeptidase activity; cysteine-type deubiquitinase activity. NCBI's taxonomy places the organism in Eukaryota, Metazoa, Chordata, Actinopteri, Elopiformes, Megalopidae.